GAACCUUGGUGUAGAUUGGACGUCCUUUUGGGAAUCGGCACGCGCAGAAAUGUGGGGGCAGAACCAUCAUGCGGUUCGGACUGUUGAUGAUGAGUCCCGCAAGAAGGCGGUUCCGAUAGGAGUUCACGGCGACGAAGGCCAGGGCAAGAAGGCCAUACGGAGUGCCAACAUGGCCUGGUCGCAAUGUGGAGUGAAUUUGACGCUGGAAGCAUUGCAGUCAGAACUCGUCAAAUCAUUGACAAAGUUGGCCUUUCCCGAGACAGCAGGUUUGGAUGGGCAUUCACUGCAUUACAUCGUCGGCAAAGGCGGCUGGAAACACAAGUCCAGUUGGCUCAGUGAAACCCGUGAUUAUGCAAAUUUACGUGAGAUCCCACGCGCUGGUGCUUCGUUUUGCAGACGGUGUGCCUGCGGCACAGGUCCAAGCGGGCAGCAUUGGCUCGACUUUCAGCACUUGUCCUUCAACGUUCCGGGGUCUGUGGAAGCCACACUGGACAGCAAUGUUCCGCAGAGUUUGCUUCGGCAAUUGCCGUCCUGGCACAUGGAUAUGGAAGCCGCUGAUGUUCUACACACAGUCUGGCUCGGGUGUGCUCGGGACUCCAUAGCCAGCGUCCUCAUGGAUAUCGUGAGCUUCGACCCCAGGUUUUCUGGGGAAGCUACCUACGACAAUUCACUGGCCAGUCUGUUGACAAUGUUCCAUGAUUGGUGCCGUGAAAAGAAGAUAGACGGCUCGGCUAUCGAUGAACUCAGUCUUUCCAAGCUUCACAUUGAUGCACUCAACUUUGAUUAUCCGAUCGCUGGAUCGAAAGCUUACGGCAACAAGCUCCUGUGCUGCUGGGCGGCGCACUUCCUGUCUGACGCUUGCACAUGCUCGGCAAAAGAGCGGAUUUGUGCUUCCGAAACCAGCAAGCUGUGA
Messenger RNA from Symbiodinium sp. CCMP2456, 913 nucleotides. Lineage: Eukaryota; Dinophyceae; Suessiales; Symbiodiniaceae. The record is from the annotation of a GenBank genome assembly.